UUUUAUUGGGGGACAAACAUGAACUUCAAGAACUUUAGAAGUAACCAGCCGCCGACAGCUGACGCCGGCGGCGGUGGAGGUGAUUAUAAGCCUCCCGGGAAUUAUCCAAUAAGUAGGCAGCCAUCAAUCUAUUCUCUGACCUUAGAUGAGUUCCAAAGCACAAUGGCUGGAAUAGGCAAGGAUUUCGGGUCAAUGAACAUGGAUGAGUUGUUGAAGAACAUUUGGAGCGCUGAAGAAACUCAAACAAUGGCUUCUUCCAGCGUUGGCCUGGAGGCAAAUGGCGGGUUACAAAAGCAAGGGUCUUUGACUUUGCCGAGGACGCUUAGCCAAAAAACUGUGGAUCAAGUUUGGAAAGUUAUGUCAAAGGAGUUCUCUGUAGGGAAAGACGGGAAGAUUGGAACCGGAGUGACUGAUAAUAUGCCACAGAGACAGCAAACUCUUGGGGAGGUUACAUUGGAGGGGUUUUUGGUGAGGGCUGGUGUGGUUAGAGAGGAUAAUACCCAAUUGUCCCGGAAGCUUAAUAAUGUUAAUGGCAGCUUCUUUGGGGAAUUACCUCAAGCAGGGAGUAAUACUGGGUUUGGAACUGGGUUUCAACAAGGUGGAAGAGGUCCAAAUUUGAUUGGGAAUUGGCUUCCUAAUGAUGGUCAUCAAAUUGUUAUUCAACCUUCCAAUUUGACUUUGAACGGAGUUAGAUCAAACCAGCAGCAGUUACCUAAUCAGCAACAACGGCAGAGGCAACCGAUUCUUCCUAAGCAAUAUGGUUUGGAAUAUGGAAGUCAGAUGCCUUUGCAAAAUGGUGGUCAAGGUCUAAUUAAUGGUAAUGUCCAGGGUGGUGAUGGAGAGAUAGGUUUAGGAAGGGCAGUUGGUGUUGCCACUGGAUCACCUGCUAACCACCAUCUUUCAUCUGAUGGGAUUGGGAAGAGUAGUGGAGACACUUCCUCUGUUUCACCCGUUCCUUGUGUGUUUAACGGAAGUUUGAGGGGUAGGAAAUCCACUACUGUGGAAAAGGUUGCAGAGAGGAGGCAGAGAAGAAUGAUCAAGAACCGAGAAUCCGCUGCCAGAUCACGAGCUCGAAAGCAGGCUUACACAACGGAAUUGGAAGCAGAAGUUGCAAAGCUAAACAAGGAAAACGAAGAAUUGCAGAAGAAACAUGUAUGUCAUUUCCCUUCUUUGUUUCAGUGCAUUCAGUUCUUGGCAUUACUAAUUAUUGGUUAUGGCGGACACAUGCUUACAUUCUUGUUGACUGUUCUUGGUUGCUGCAGGCACAAAUGAUGAAAUUACAAGAAAAUCAGGAAACUGAGAUGAUGAAAAUGCAACGAGGAGCAAAGAAGCGAUGCUUGCGCCGAACACAGACAGGUCUAUGGUGAAUUCAA
This is a messenger RNA of Hibiscus syriacus, 1373 nucleotides long. Its product is annotated as bZIP transcription factor 46-like. The record is from RefSeq and is a predicted model, not a curated record. Gene Ontology annotation, molecular function: DNA-binding transcription factor activity. Lineage: Eukaryota; Viridiplantae; Streptophyta; Magnoliopsida; Malvales; Malvaceae. The transcript is spliced from 3 exons. Gene Ontology annotation, cellular component: nucleus. Gene Ontology annotation, biological process: positive regulation of DNA-templated transcription. Bases 19 to 1272 code for a protein of 417 amino acids.